CUCACUCUCUCACUCACUCACCCAAUGGGUAGAACUCCUUGCUCUGAUAAAGAGCAAAUAAACAAAAAGGGACCUUGGUCCAAAGAGGAAGAUGAACUCCUCAUCAACUACAUCAACCUUCAUGGCCAAGGCAAUUGGAAAUCCAUUCCCAAAGCAGCAGGCUUGCUUCGAUGUGGCAAAAGUUGCAGACUCAGAUGGACGAAUUACCUGAGACCCGAUCUCAAGAAAGGGAACUUUACCGAAGAAGAAAGUAACCUCAUCAUUCACCUCCAUAGCUUACUUGGAAACAAAUGGUCUCAAAUAGCUACAAGUUUACCCGGAAGAACAGAUAACGAGAUCAAGAACUACUGGAAAAGCCACCUCAAGCGUUACCUCUAUGCCCUAGGAAUCGAUCCUGUAACCCAUAAACCAUUCAAGGAAGACACCAACACCACAAGUACUCCACCAAAUAAUUCUAUGGCCACCACCACAAGCACCAUCCCCCGCAUCUAUUAUUUUAAUGUCUUUCUCAAUUCAAAGGUGCAUAUUAGCGCCGAUGAUGAUUAUUCAGCUGAUGGUGGUGCAGACUCAAAUAGCAGCAGUGGUGUUACCAUAGAGGAAGCUUCUCCUCAAGUCAACUUGGAGCUUUCCAUUGCUCCACCCUCUCAGCCUCAUGAAGAUGCUGCUUCCGUGAAACCCUGAAUAAUGGUUGAAACCACAAGAGCAACAAGAAGUGCAUGUUUUGUCAACAACAAAUGGGAAUGUUAAUUAGUGAAUCAAUGUGUGUGUGCCUGUGGUGCAAUGUAGGAAUGCAAAUUAACCCAACUUGUUGCUGCAAAGCUAAGGGUUUUGUUACUGCUACUAUAGUUACUCCACCUAUUAGUAACAAUGAUGUGUGUCCAUUUUUGUAAGGCCAAGAAUAUGAAUAUUUGAGGUUUACAACUGAGGCUUAAUAAGGUGGUGUCUUUAAUUACAUUUUUUAGAAAUUUUCAGAUGAUUUUGGUUUCAA
This is a messenger RNA of Glycine soja, 988 nucleotides long. RefSeq names its product myb-related protein 330-like. The record is from RefSeq and is a predicted model, not a curated record. The transcript is spliced from 3 exons. Bases 25 to 681 code for a protein of 218 amino acids. NCBI's taxonomy places the organism in Eukaryota, Viridiplantae, Streptophyta, Magnoliopsida, Fabales, Fabaceae.